This is a messenger RNA of Mandrillus leucophaeus (drill), 1593 nucleotides long. RefSeq names its product PSMC3 interacting protein (gene PSMC3IP). Gene Ontology annotation, biological process: meiotic joint molecule formation; meiotic strand invasion involved in reciprocal meiotic recombination; homologous chromosome pairing at meiosis. The transcript has 8 exons. Gene Ontology annotation, cellular component: condensed nuclear chromosome; DNA recombinase auxiliary factor complex. NCBI's taxonomy places the organism in Eukaryota, Metazoa, Chordata, Mammalia, Primates, Cercopithecidae. The record is from RefSeq and is a predicted model, not a curated record. Bases 517 to 933 code for a protein of 138 amino acids. Gene Ontology annotation, molecular function: double-stranded DNA binding; recombinase activator activity.
GGGGUCCGGGAGGGGUCGCCUUGUUCCUCCGGAAGGCUUCCCCUUCAGCCAAUCACCGUUCGAGGUCCGCCCCCCGUCCCCGGAAGGAGCCGUCGCCCCGAGCAACUACAACGUCCGGCUUUCUGAGUUGGGUGGCGGGAAAGGCGAUGAGUAAAUGCCGGGCAGAAGCUGCGGCGGGAGCCGCCGGGAUCCUCCUGAGGUACCUGCAGGAGCAGAACCGGCCCUACAGCGCCCAGGAUGUGUUCGGGAACCUGCAGCGGGAACACGGACUGGGCAAGGCGGUGGUGGUGAAGACGCUGGAGCAGCUGGCACAACAAGGCAAGAUCAAAGAGAAGAUGUACGGCAAGCAGAAAAUCUAUUUUGCGGAUCAGGUGAGGAGAACCUGCGCCAAUUGUCACCUAUGAGAGCCCGACAACGGGUGAAUCUACUCCUAGUGUGAACUCUUUUGGGGAGAGGCCCCCCAUGGAAAACUCGCCUGUCUUAGGCCACCAUCCUUAAAUCAAGGACCAGUUUGACAUGGUGAGUGAUGCUGACCUUCAAGGCCUAGAUGGCAAAAUCGUGACCCUCACUGCUAAGGUGCAGAGCUUGCAGCAGAGCUGCCGCUACAUGGAGGCUGAGCUCAAGGAAUUAUCUAGUGCCCUGACCACACCAGAGAUGCAGAAAGAAAUCCAGGAGUUAAAGAAGGAAUGUGCUGGCUACAGCGAGAGAUUGAAGAACAUUAAAGCAGCUACCAAUCAUGUGACUCCAGAAGAGAAAGAGCAGGUAUACAGAGAGAGGCAGAAGUACUGUAAGGAGUGGAGGAAGAGGAAGAGGAUGGCUACAGAGCUGUCUGAUGCAAUACUUGAAGGAUACCCCAAGAGCAAGAAGCAGUUCUUUGAGGAAGUUGGGAUAGAGACGGAUGAAGAUUACAAUGUCACACUCCCAGACCCCUGAGGGGCCCACAGUCGGGAGUUGUGGGGACUGCAGGAUGUCAGAAGAGUGAGACGUCCUGGACUGGCUACCUUGUUUUUGGUUGGCUUUUGUUGUUGUUCCUGCUGCUUUUCACCUUUAAGCAAAGCAGUCAGGAGACGGGCAUAAACCAGAGCACUGGGUGGAGGAUGAGGGCUGGUGGCUGGGGUAGACCCAGCCCAUUUCAUUGUCUAAAUUGCAGUAGCUUGAGGUUAACAUUUAGACUUGAACAAUGCUAAAGGAAAGCAUUUGGCAACAUUUAUUGUAAUUUAAUUUGAUAUAAAAAUAUUUAAUUUCCUCUGGAUAGUCAAAUCUGCCAGAUACCAAACCUGAGGAAGGCAGAAGUGAACCUGGAGAACUAAGGCAGAGCGAGGUUGCUAUAAAACGAGCAUUUGGAGGGCCCACAGCUUCACUCAGGACUUACUGGGCUUGUGUACCCCAGGAGACCUUUCGAGUAUCUUUUGUACUCUUUCACCCCACCCCCAAGUCCUAGGAGAAACGCAGGCAACACUGAGACAUGGGAGAGGCCAAGAUAUGCUAGACAGAAAGGCUGGGGGUGAUUUUGAGGCCCACUUAAUAUUUCAAAAUUGUAACCGUAGCAAAAUUCCAUUGGUAUUUAGAAAAAUAAAAAAUUUCCAGUAUGUA